CGUGCCGAUCGGUUGUCCGAAAUCACAAGUGCAGCGAUGGAAAACGACGAUCGGGGAAAGAAGACACGUCGGGAGGAUAAAACGAAAAAGAAGAGGGUAAAAACCAACCGCAUCGAAGAUCCCAGCUCAUCCACCUACGAAGAGGCGCUUCAUGGGACCGUGGACGAGUACAAUCGCCGUAAAAAAGAUCCGAAGGCGCACAUAGAGGAUCGGCUUAGGCGCUACCUGAGGUUCGGAGCCAUUCUGCAGGCGAUCUCGGAGCUGACGGGGAUACCACGGCUGGAACUUGUGACCGGGGGUAGAAGUGUCGGACAAGAUCAGCGCAGUGGCCACGGUCCGGACUUCCAUGCGGCACACGUCAUCCGGGUUGGCGAUGCCAGUGAAAGAUUGCGGAGCACAAACCCUUACCUGUACACCACUUUGCUCGACAUCAUCGGCCACACCCAGGUGGUGGAAAGGGAGGCGAACGUAUGGCACGGCAUCGGGGGUGAGAUCGAUCGGUUCCAGUCGGAAAAUUUAGAACUUCUCGCGAGCAUUGACUUUAACCUCGUGCGGAAUAGAGAGAAUGGAAAGUGGAAUAGGGAACGGAACCUGGAAAGGCUACUGAAUCGGAUGGAUCAAGUGAUCCAAGGUGAUUUGUUUCUGGAAUGGGAUUUUCCUCGCACAACUGCAGAGUGGAUUGGGUCACCGGAGGAUCUCCACGAAUACGCCGACAGUCAUUACAAACAGUUUAUGAACGAUUAUUCGUGUCGAGAGGAAGCUUCGCAAGAAUCAAACCAUUCCGAUGAAGACGACUCAAGCGAUGAAAACAUCGAGGAGCCGUCUCCGCGAUCAUAUGUGCCUGGUAAUUUUCCGCGAUCACAUGUGCCUGAAACCCCGAGAGAUCAUAACCAUAAUGCCUCGAGACAAUCCGAGGACCCUGGGACCUCGCGAAGAAGCGAAAGAGAGGGAAAUACAAACAAUCGUGGACCUCGAUGCGCUUUUUGUGGUCAGUACCAUUCUGUGCAAUUGUGCACCAUUCUAUAGCCACGCAAAGUGUGAAGCAAGAACGCCAUCGUUACUAAUUACAAGAAUAAAGA
Anopheles cruzii is the source of this 1079-nucleotide messenger RNA. RefSeq lists its product as uncharacterized. The transcript has 2 exons. Bases 37 to 1026 code for a protein of 329 amino acids. Lineage: Eukaryota; Metazoa; Arthropoda; Insecta; Diptera; Culicidae. The record is from RefSeq and is a predicted model, not a curated record.